Penicillium canariense is the source of this 1248-nucleotide messenger RNA. RefSeq names its product mitochondrial 54S ribosomal protein mL38. Bases 1 to 1248 code for a protein of 415 amino acids. The record is from RefSeq and is a predicted model, not a curated record. The transcript has 2 exons. Lineage: Eukaryota; Fungi; Ascomycota; Eurotiomycetes; Eurotiales; Aspergillaceae.
AUGGCUCAUUGCGAGCGGGCAUCGAAGCCGCUACUCCAAUGCAUUCGCAAAACCUACGCUAGGAGCCUCCCUUCCGUCCAGGCGCGCGGCUUCCAGUCGUCGGCUGCCGUUGCAGAGGCUCAAGCCGAACAGAGCCAACCAUUCCACAAGAACCCUGACCCAUCGCUUGUCACCAGCCCCCGCCUGGAGCGACAAUUGAUGCGACAGGGCACCAACCCCAUUGGCUCUCGUCGUCGCCGUGCUGCGCUGCAGGGUUCCGCGAAUAUUCCCUUCGAACAACUGCCCUACCAAUGUUUCCAGGAGGCGCGAAAGGUCCUGCUGGAGGACCGUACCGAGAAGCUGAAAGAGAUCGAAUCAAUGAGGCAAAAAAUUGCGAAGGUGGAGGCUCAACCUGUUGAAGAGGCUGGAGGCGAGCAGGCACAAAAGUCUCGCGUGCGCGCCAUGCAAUUGCACUUGGAGCGCCUCAAGAUCCAUGCCGACAUUAAUGACCCCCUAGUCAAGCGGAAAUUCGAGGACGGACUCGGCGACAUGAGCAAGCCCAUCUACCGCUAUCUGGCCGACCGGAAAUGGCGGGAAUACCGCCGCAAGAUUCUGGUGCAGCGCAUCACGCAGAUGAACGUUGUUCCCGAUGUCCUGCCUCACUGCGAUCCGAUUGUGGAUACCAAGCUGUACUUCAACAAGCGACAGGUCCAGCCCGGAGAUUUUGUCGACGCAAAGGUCAGCUCAGAGGCGCCUAAGCUUGACAUCCAACUGUUCGAGCGGGGAGAGAAGCUGGUCACUAUUGCCGUUGUCGACCCCGAUGUUCCUAAUGUGGAGGCGGAUAGCUUCGACUUCCGGAUGCAUUACCUGGCUGUCAACGUGCCCAUCUCGGCCAUCAACACUAAGGUCGACCUCUCCCAGCUUGCAGCAGACUCUCAAGUCGUUCUUCCCUGGCUGCCACCCGUCGCCCAGAAGGGCAGCCCCUACCACCGCCUCUCUGUCUUCAUCAUGGAGCAGAAGGAUUCACAGCCCCUUGACUUUGCCGCUGUCAAGGCGAAGGAGACUGACCGGGACAACACGCUGCUGCGUACUCUGCAGGCCCGGUACCACCUCAAGGCCAUCGGUGCCCACCUGUUCCGCAGCCAGUGGGACGACACUACUCUGGAGGUCAUGAACCAGAUCGGAUACAGCGGAGCCGAUGUCGAGCUCCGUCGGAAAAAGGUCGACCCUCUUCCUUACAAGCGGAGAAACCCCUCCACUUUCAGGUGA